Ylistrum balloti is the source of this 2244-nucleotide messenger RNA. RefSeq lists its product as uncharacterized. Bases 1 to 2244 code for a protein of 747 amino acids. NCBI's taxonomy places the organism in Eukaryota, Metazoa, Mollusca, Bivalvia, Pectinida, Pectinidae. The record is from RefSeq and is a predicted model, not a curated record. The transcript has 5 exons.
AUGGAGUAUGGUGACUUUGGAUUAGCGGUGUCACUAGUUAUGACGUCAGUGAGUCAGAAGGCGCACCUGAUUCACGACUCUGGGGGAUAUUUUGAUGAACAUACUCACCGUACAUAUUCACCGAAGUAUCUCGUGAACAACAACAUUACAGUCGAGAGGAUGCCGUUUACAACAUCUGGAGAUGAUUCGACUUAUACAGGGGAAUAUCUGGAUAACACGACAGAUGUUGACGAGACAUCGUUUAGUUUAAAGUCUGAAAAAGAUUUUAACUCGUUAGUAUCGGAAUUGUCACUUGGAAAUGGAGAGGAAUUGACAAAUUAUGCGAACGGAGACUAUAUUUCAGAAAAUCUUGAUAAUGAUACCGAUAAACCAUGCAAUUGUGAUACAGUUAGUUGUCUAUGUGAAACAGCUAACUUUAUGAUAACCGAAGAUAGUGAAAAUGUCAUCAAUAUUUCUUCCAAACAAUGUAAAUCUAGUUUACUCCCAAAACCUCAGAAAUCAACCGAUUCAAAGGAUCAUUUAAACAACAAUAAGGUUUGUUUUCCUAAAAGCCAGGAACUAUUGGAAUAUUAUCAAUCAACGGAAAUAAGAAAAGAUGAAGUGACUGGUGGUAAUAAGCAUACAGUUCAUGAAGGAUUUGUAACAAAUAUUGAAAGGCUAUGUCACGCUUACAGUGACGUAGUGCACGUUAAUGAUGACGCAGUUCAGUCAGCUGGUAUAUCAAGAGAAGAGAAAGAAAAUGUUAAUUGCCAUCUAUAUAAUCAUGCGAGCUUGUCACGUGGCUGUGCUGGACUUGAAACGAAUAGUUCACUUCAUGAAUCGGAAAAGCGAGAAAUUUCCGAAGACGGAAGUAUACCCAAAACACAUUUUUCGAUCGGGAAUGAAUGCAUAUUUGAUCAAGACAAUGUGCCAGAGGGGGAUGCUAUACAGAAAAAGUUGUUUAUCAAUAACUGGGCACAAGGUUUCCCUCAGGCUGGUUAUAAUGCUGAAAUGUUUGCAUCUGAGGCUAGUAACGUUGAGUCAUAUCUACUCUUCCGUCAAACAAGCAUCAAUUCAGCAGAAGAUGCUACCUUAGAGGGAUCAAACUGCAGCAGAUCCACGUCACCAGACUUGAGUGAGUCCACUUGGUCUAUUUCGUCCUUAAACGAAAUGCCACAAGGCAAUCGGAGACUCUCUUGCUGCUCAAUAGCAUCUUUGUCUUCGUUGUCAAUAGCAGAUUUUCUUCUUAGGCCACAUUCCGCAAGCACCACUGCCAAUGUAUCACUUCCUCAGUCGAGAAGAGCUUCUAUUGAUGGCACGGUGGACAAAGUCUCCUCACGGCAGCCAUUACUAUCAUGUUCAAAAUCUUCUAGGAGAGCGUCGGUCACAAGUGCUACAUUUGAAGGUCUAUCAAACUUAUCUAGGCGAUCUUCUUUCUCUGUGGUCAUUUCUCGACCAACCUCUCCUAUCAUCGAGGAGACACAUCUUGGUGUAUCUCGUAACCUUUCCCUUUCAACACUGACUGAGAUUUCAAGUAAGUCUUCUGUGUCACAAUGUUCAAGGAAAUCCUCGUUGAUCGACUCAAAUUCGACUUCUCCUUCAAGGAAAUCAUCUUACCCUGAGCGACGAAGUUCUGAUUCGUCCGAAAUAUCAUUGAUGUCCCUUCACGGUACAUUUACUGAACGGGGUUCAUUGUUCUCCAACAGUCUCGAUCCUUUGGACAGUAUUGAAAGAAACGACACACCGUCUCCCUCACCGUUCGGUGAUCAAUUGAAAUACUUUCAGGACAAAAGAAAAAACCAAAUGUUUUUGGUGAAAACUACGACAACUCGGUUAGGAUUAAACACCAGAAGGAACAGUUACAACCUGUGGAGGGAGGAAAACCUCGAUAACAGAGGCCGACCUUUACUAAAGAAACCGGAAAUCAAUGUCGGGGAAAAGACUGAUAUAUUUACAAAGGAGAGAGUAGCAGCAAUCAACAUGGCCAUGGAAUGGGUUCGGGAGGAACUGCAUCAACUGAGAGAACAAGACGAAUCCCUUGCGCACCAAUUCCUAGACAUAAGACGUACGAUUCAUGAACUGAAGUUAGACUGGAGCUGUGAGGACCACAGGGAAAUGCUUAUGCAAGCCGAGGACGAAAUCGACACAAUUGAAAACCUUAAGCGUGUUAGUGAUCUUCCAGAACACCACUCACAUGACUUCAUAUUGCGAAACAAGGGUGUGACAAGAAUAAAACUUGGAGAACGCAAAUAUUCUAUAUUCUAG